AUGUCAUGGCUGAUAAGUUUUUUGAAUGUGGGGCCCAGGGUAGCUAGUUCCAAUGACAAUUUUUUGCUAUUUGGAGCUAAUUGUAAGGAGGACCACAUGGUUGUUUCUCGUUUUACAGUGAAACUUGCUACAGACAUGGAAAAAAUAGAGAGCAAAUCUUACACAGUAUUGGGUAAGAAUGUCACCUUUUCUUUUGAUCUCCUGCCAGGAGAUAUGAAACUCCUUGCAUAUAUAAAUGGGGAAUUAAGUAAUGCAGCUAAAUAUUUUUCUAGCUUUGCUAAUGUCUCCAAAGAUGACUGUAAUGCACUGAAUGGGAAGUAUGGAGAAUCUCAUGAUUGUAAGUGGAAGCCUUGGCAGUAUGCAGAAAGAAUCAAUGUUGCAAAACAGGUUGAAGAUUUCAAGAAAAAAUACCUAGUCAUUUAG
Molecule: messenger RNA, 423 nt
Organism: Porites lobata
Lineage: Eukaryota; Metazoa; Cnidaria; Anthozoa; Scleractinia; Poritidae
Source: the annotation of a GenBank genome assembly